This is a messenger RNA of Boleophthalmus pectinirostris (great blue-spotted mudskipper), 1847 nucleotides long. RefSeq names its product tetratricopeptide repeat protein 24. The record is from RefSeq and is a predicted model, not a curated record. The coding region runs from base 137 to 1639 and encodes 500 amino acids. The transcript has 13 exons. Gene Ontology annotation, molecular function: protein binding. NCBI's taxonomy places the organism in Eukaryota, Metazoa, Chordata, Actinopteri, Gobiiformes, Gobiidae.
GCCCGUCGCUACUUCCAUGAUCAUAGCUAUACAGUCUAUGAUCAUAUCGCAGAUGAGACUAGAAAAGAAGAGAUUCGGCAUUAAAAGGGAAUAAAGUCAAGAGCUGCGCGCGUAGAAUGGCGGAAGAGAGGUGAAGAUGGCCUCGGAGCUGGAGGACAAAGAGAAGGACCUCGAUGAAGAUGAGAAGGAGAGAGAGCAGGAGGAGAGGAGAGAGAGGAGGGAAAGGAGGAGGAAAAAGAGAGCAGCCGAAGUGGAGGAGCUAACCACUGCUGGACACCAGACUCUGAAACAGGGACAGACCCAGGAGGCUCUGCAGCUCUUCAGACGAGCGCUGAAGGCCGCCACCCAGCUGGGGGAGUCCCGUGUGGUGUCCGCCUGCUGUUUGAACCUGGGUGCAGCACUGGUGGAGGCUGGAGACCCUGAGUCUGGACUGGACUACCUGAGUAAAGCACAACCUGGAUCCAAGUCCCAGCGGCUCCCUGACCUCCAGUUCAACUUGGCCUUGGCCCAUAAUGCACUGGGGCAGAGGCAGAAGGCCAUAGAGCACUUCCUCCAGGCCGCACAGCUAUACAGCUCCCAAGGAAACAGCUCAGAGGAGGGACACUGCUGCUGGGAGAUGAGCCGCUGCCAUGCCCUGGAGAAGGAGCACUCGUUAGCGGUUAGCAGCUACCUACGGGCCGCUGAAAGCUACCACGUGGCUAACAUGCUGCACUCUGCUGCUGUGGCCUUAAAAGAGGCGGCCACUCAUAUGGUCAAAGCAGAGUCCAGUCCCAGCGAGGUCACUAAGGUCCUGUCCGACUGCCUCAGCCUGACCGAUGGCAUCACUGACCAAAGCAUUUUGGGUGAGCUGUACCUGUCAGUGGGUGUAAUCUUCUGUCAGGUGCGCUCCUUCCAGGAGGCAGUGCAGUGUUUCCAAAAGGCUCUAAGCCACCUGCAGGAGCGCCCCCUGCUGGCCAAAGUGCUGCUGAACCUGGGGGCAGCUCUGAACGCUGUGGGGGAGUUCAAAGCUGCUCUGGAAUACCAUCGCCUGGCUGCUAAGCUCUACGGAUUCCUGGGGCUACGUGGAGAACAGGCACAGUCCUUCAGUAACCUGGCACUGGCCUGUCGUCACCUUGGAAACGACGAGGAGGCCAUCGAGAGCUUCAACCACGCACUGCAGGGCUUCACUGACUCAGAGGAGCACAGUGCACAGGUGCAGGUGUGUGAGGCUCUGGCUGAAGUCUACCUCAAGCAAAGGAAGCAACACAAAGCCAUACAACUGUACAGACAGGCCCUGCUCUGCCUCAGCCACUGUCAGGAUUCUGAAGGUGUGGGCCAGCGGCUGGUGGAGCGGCUCACUGCUGCUCUGCGCAUCUCAGUGGCACAGAGACCACGCCCUUUUGGACAGAUCAGACCCCACCCACUGAGCCCCCUUUCCAGAAGACUGGACAUGCCAAGUCCCACAAAAGCACUGAGUCAGCAGAAAGAUGAGCCAAAAGGGGAGGAGCUAAGUGAGCCGUGGUCUGACAGGGAGCUGCACACUGACAGUGAAGUGUCAUUGGUCCAGAAGACAGAAGCUCUGCCCCCUGAGAGUCCUGAUAGUGGGCAGAUGCCUCCUCUUUUAGAGAGGCUGCGUUCCAGAUUCUGCUCGCUUAUGUGAGGCGGUGCUCACAUAUUUUUUGAAGAGGGGCGUUUUUGGAGCUUUCUACCAUGUUUAUAAUGUUCAUCAAAAACAUACCUAGAGGUUUCAGAUGUCAUCACACCUUACGGUUAACUAUGACAUUCUGUGCAAGGCUCCACCCACAAGCUUACGUCACCCAUGCUCCCACAAGACAAUUCUCCUUAAAUAUCCAACAACAUGAUAUAAA